Messenger RNA from Frankliniella occidentalis (western flower thrips), 1116 nucleotides. Its product is annotated as spindle and kinetochore-associated protein 1-like. NCBI's taxonomy places the organism in Eukaryota, Metazoa, Arthropoda, Insecta, Thysanoptera, Thripidae. The transcript has 5 exons. Bases 129 to 947 code for a protein of 272 amino acids. Gene Ontology annotation, biological process: cell division; mitotic cell cycle; regulation of microtubule polymerization or depolymerization. Gene Ontology annotation, cellular component: mitotic spindle; spindle microtubule; outer kinetochore. Gene Ontology annotation, molecular function: microtubule binding. The record is from RefSeq and is a predicted model, not a curated record.
GUUGUUUUGUUCUUCUGGUGAUUCAAAUUUGGUUUUACGUUUCAAAUCACUUUAUAGUCAUUUCCUUUCUAUUUUUCUACUUUUUACAUUCUACACAUUGUGAAUUUGCGAAAUAUCGUUCAUCAACCAUGACCGACGUUGACGGUGGAACUCGGUCUUUCUUCGUUGAUUUGGAUGAUGCUGAAGUUCCGUCAGAAUUUCUCAGAGUGUUCGAACGGGUUGAGAAUUUGAAAUGCGUAAUCUGUCUUUUAAAAGGUUGGGAUGAAGAGGUAGCUGCCUCAAAAGAUUCUACUGUCAAGAGUCUUUCAAAUGCAAGACGAAAUAUUGUGAAGAUAAGAUCCAUCAUUCAAGCGAUACAGGAAAACAUUGAAUGUCUCCAAGAAGAAAGAAAUUUUGCCAAGUACCAACAGCAGAAGUUACUAUAUAUUCUCAACAACAUCCCCGAUAGAUUUAAUUGUCUAGUCCCUACACAGAAAAAGGGAGAUAAUAAUUUGGCCUCAGUCACUUCUAGUGAGCCUAGUACUAAAGAACAUCCAAGUACAGAACAGCCUUUAAGGAACAAGACAGUUUGCAACAUCCCUGAAGUAUUGUUUCUCACAUUGGACGAGUUUGAAAAAACACCAAAGUACUUGAGGGGAAGAGUGACAUACGAGAAAAUUAAUGGAUUCAUUGAGGUGUUUAACAAGGUUCUCACAAGUAAGUAUGCAGUUUUUAAGAAGAAAAAGUCAACUCUUAAGAAAAAGGAUGCUGAUUUGUGGAAUGCAUACUUCAAGCAAGAAUUAAAAGAAACAAAAGGACUUUACUUUUGUGUGGCUGAUGACUUUAAAAAUUUGAAUGGAUGUGUUUUGGAUAAAGCAUCUCUGAAUAUGUUAACCAUACUGAGGCAUUGUGGAAGGAUAAGAGAGUUAAGAACUGGAGGUAUCCUACGAUAUGUGGCAGUGUUUUAACUAAAAUCUGAUAAAUUUAUUUAAUAAUGCCUGUCUACCUUGAUUGAAAUAUGAGAAUUGAAUGAUCAAAUAGAAACUUUGUUUGUUAAAGUAUUUCAGUUAAAUUGUCUGGUUUUUAAGUAACACUGACUGCAUAUAUUUGUCAAAAUAAAACCUCAUUUUAGAAUAA